Messenger RNA from Cyprinus carpio (common carp), 1021 nucleotides. RefSeq names its product VENT homeobox (gene ventx). Gene Ontology annotation, biological process: regulation of transcription by RNA polymerase II. NCBI's taxonomy places the organism in Eukaryota, Metazoa, Chordata, Actinopteri, Cypriniformes, Cyprinidae. Gene Ontology annotation, molecular function: RNA polymerase II cis-regulatory region sequence-specific DNA binding; DNA-binding transcription factor activity, RNA polymerase II-specific. The record is from RefSeq and is a predicted model, not a curated record.
AGGUGAACACACGAGGUGCUCAGACACGCUGGCGCCUGGAUAUCACAAGUACACCGAACGUGUGAACAAGCCCAUUGCGACAUCUAUUAACUUCAAUUACAGAGUUAUAAUUCCGCUGAGAGUCGCUUUACUCAUGCAAAUGAGCGGAGAAGCUCCUAUAAAGUUCUGGAGGAACUACAGCUGAUCAAAUUAUUAGAAAGAAACAUCAUGUUCAAGAAGUUCUCCGUGGAGUGGUUAUCCAGAGCUUCCAUGCUCAAGAUCUGGAGCAGGAGAAACGCGUCAAAUUAAUUCCAAGUGCUCCUGAUGCCUUCAGUGACGCUCCUCGAGCAUCUUCAGAAAUGCUUGGAGAAGGAGAAACCAAGGCCCCGUCUUCUCCUACAAACAGCUGUGGCUACACCUCGGCCUCUGAGAGCGACGAGAGCGAAGGAGAAUCCGCGUCGCAGCGGCGCGUCAGAACCAAGUUCAGCUCGGAUCAGAUCUCGCGUCUGGAGAAGACCUUCAGCAAACACAAGUACCUCGGAGCGACUCAGAGACGCAGAACAGCGGAGAAGCUGCAGCUGUCUGAGACACAGGUGAAAACGUGGUUCCAGAACAGAAGGAUGAAGCUGAAACGGGAAGUUCAGGACGCGCGCGCUGCCGAGUUUUUUGUAGUGCUUCCGCCGGCGACGUCAUUUCAGCACCCAGCCGCGAGCGGACAGCACGCACGCCUCUAUUUCCCGCCACAAAUUCCCGCGCGACAAAUCCCGCCACCAAUGCUGUUCCCAUCCUGCUACUUUUAAAACUCCUCAUUGUUUUUUUUAUGUUUUUUUUUUUUUUUUUUUUUUUUUAAUGAUCGAAUAUUUGUAAUCUAUAAUCUUGAUGUAAUAUAAAAAUGUAUAAAAAUCCCCUAAAACAGGGUUUUUAAUAAGUAAAAUAUAGAAGCAAGCACUGUAUGUAGUUCUAUAAACAACCUGUAUAUGUACAUAAAUAUUGCCUUUACAAAUCUGAAAAAUCCUAUAAAAUAAAAAAUGCUUUGAAUCAA